This is a messenger RNA of Micromonas commoda, 420 nucleotides long. The record is from the annotation of a RefSeq genome assembly. NCBI's taxonomy places the organism in Eukaryota, Viridiplantae, Chlorophyta, Mamiellophyceae, Mamiellales, Mamiellaceae.
AUGCUAAGUCCAAAACGAACAAAAUAUCGUAAGCCUCACCGUGGGCGUUUAAAAGGUCAAGCAAUGCGUGGAAACAAAAUUUCCUUCGGAGAUUUUGGUCUUCAAGCCCUUGAACCUGGAUGGAUCACUUCACGUCAAAUCGAAGCUGGCCGUCGUGCCAUGAGUCGUUAUGCUCGACGUGGUGGGAAACUCUGGAUUCGUGUAUUCCCAGAUAAAUCUAUUACAGCUCGUGCUGCAGAAACACGUAUGGGAGCUGGAAAAGGAGCACCUGAUUACUGGGUAGCUGUUGUAAAACCAGGGAAAAUCUUAUACGAAAUGCGUGGUGUAUCUGAAGCUGUUGCUCGUUCAUCAAUGCGUAUUGCAGCAUACAAAAUGCCUGUAAAAACAAAAUUUAUUAUCCGCGAGGGAUUUGAAGCUUAA